UCAAGUAGCCAGAGAUAGCAGACACAUCUGUCAGGUGCCCACACUUACCCAACACGACCAGCAUGGCGAAGGUUGUCCUGUACCUGGCUCUCUUUUCUCUAGUAGCAGUGAUAUCCUAUGGAGCCCCCGAGCGGCGGGGCGUGUGUCUGUCUAUGUGUGGGCCCUACGGAGUGAAGUGCCCCAGUGGUUACGACUGUAAAGGAAAUGGGUGUGGCCACCAGUGUUACAGAUCCCCAGACUACGUCCAACCCGAGGGCUGUGUGCUCCGCUCCUGUCCCGGGCAAUGUCUUCUCGGAUUUACCAAAGACUCCCAGGGCUGCGACACAUGUGAAUGUGAUUACUCCGCGCUACAUAGUUCUAACCAAGGAGCCUAAUCAGCCAAGCAAGGCUACAUUAUUCGAAUGACAAAGAUGGGCUCUAUUUACAUGUGAGCAUUAUGUUUACGUGAAUAAAUGAAUAGUCAAAUUUAAAGGC
Mizuhopecten yessoensis (Yesso scallop) is the source of this 474-nucleotide messenger RNA. RefSeq lists its product as uncharacterized. Gene Ontology annotation, molecular function: serine-type endopeptidase inhibitor activity. The transcript has 4 exons. NCBI's taxonomy places the organism in Eukaryota, Metazoa, Mollusca, Bivalvia, Pectinida, Pectinidae. The record is from RefSeq and is a predicted model, not a curated record. The coding region runs from base 63 to 374 and encodes 103 amino acids.